Diorhabda sublineata is the source of this 6071-nucleotide messenger RNA. It is a transcript of the gene twz, whose product is annotated as BTB/POZ domain-containing protein Tiwaz. The record is from RefSeq and is a predicted model, not a curated record. Gene Ontology annotation, biological process: protein homooligomerization. NCBI's taxonomy places the organism in Eukaryota, Metazoa, Arthropoda, Insecta, Coleoptera, Chrysomelidae. Gene Ontology annotation, molecular function: protein binding. The transcript is spliced from 7 exons. The coding region runs from base 107 to 1117 and encodes 336 amino acids.
AUUUCAGAAGGAACGGUUCGUUGCCUGUGAGAUAUUCUUUCAAAUAUUUCGUUUUACACGUUCAAGACAUUUUGGAUUUCGAUAAUGUAUAGUGGAAUUUUUAGUGAUGGCUAAUUACGGUGUUUCGGUGAAACGAAGUGCAAGUGAUUUGGAAGAACAAAGUUUGAUUCUCUACAGGAAAAAGACUGAGCUUAGGAAUGACUUAGAUAAAGAGCCCAAAGAUUUGACAAAUAGAAAUAUGUUUCCUAGUGCACAAAUAAAAAUGAGGUUAAUGUCUCCUAGUACGUCACCCGCUACGUCACCUACAAUGUCGAAUUCUUCAUCGCCAACGCCCCCUGCAGUUAAUUAUAAUAAAAUGACCGGAAUACCAUGCGUAGCUGCUGCUUCUAGAUAUACCGCCCCUGUACAUAUAGACGUUGGGGGGACUAUAUACACAUCAUCCUUGGAAACGUUAACAAAAUACCCAGAAUCUAAAUUAGCGAAACUUUUCAAUGGUAGUAUACCCAUUGUUCUUGAUUCACUGAAACAACACUACUUUAUAGACAGAGAUGGUGGCAUGUUUAGACAUAUACUUAAUUUCAUGCGUAAUUCAAGAUUACUUAUUCCUGAAAACUUCCAAGAUCUUGAUUUACUAUUAGAAGAAGCUAAAUAUUUCGAUAUCACUCCUAUGGUUAAACAUCUUGAACAGCUAAAAAGGGAAAGGAUAAAAAACGGUGUGAUUCUUCACAAAUCUCAAUCUACCGGAAACGAAAAUAACCAUCACAAAUCGACUGAGAAUAACCGAUUAGGACAAGAAAUGUACGAGUGCGUAGCUUUGCACGUAAGUCCGGAUCUAGGAGAACGUAUAAUGUUAUCGGGAGACAGAUCUCUACUCGAUGAGGUUUUUCCAGAAACUAAUCAAGCAGUAAUGGAUGCCAGGUCGGGGGUUGCUUGGAAUCAACAAGAUGCGCAUCAUGUUAUCAGAUUUCCUCUAAACGGCUACUGCAAAUUGAAUUCGGUGCAAGUGAUAACGAGACUUUUAAACGCCGGUUUUAAGAUAGCAGCUAGCAAUGGAGGAGGUGUUGAAGGUCAACAAUUUUCCGAGUACCUGUUCAUCAGAAGAGUUCUACCUGGUUGAUUCAGUUCCAUUCCAACUAACAGACAAUCAUUGCAGUUAUAUAAAUGAAGAAUUCUAAUUAUUUUAGAAAAAUUAUCCUCGAUUCGGAUAAUUGCGAAUUGUUUUCAGAAUGUAACUAUAAAAUCUCAUCGAUUUUCAUUAAAAAAAAUUUUACUUGCCAACAUAAUAAUGUUAUUGGAAAUAAUAUCCCUAACAGACAUAGUUAAUAUUCUUUUUCAUUCGAUUUGAUGAAGCCUUUGACUACUUAGAUAGUAAGCAAGCUUUUUUCCACUUAAUUAAUAAUAUUCAAUAAGAGGAUGUUCCCAGAAGUAUCUGGCCCAACAAAAAAACACAAAAAUUUUGGUGAAAAUAUAUUUAUUUUCCAAUUAAAUCUUCAUUUAGUUCCAUUCACUUUUCCCAGUUUUUAUAAUAAGAAUCGUCAAACUUCUAGAAAUAGCCAUUAACUGCCGACAUUACCCCUUCAUUGUUGGAAAAUCUUUGACCACUAAGCCAUUUUUUCAAGUCUUGGAACAGAAAAUAUUCUGGGGGGCCAAAUCUAGCAAAUAAGUUGCAUGAGGUAGCAAUUCAAACUUUGAUUCUUUAAUUUUGGUCAUUGCAAUAACAGAUGUGUGAGCUGGUGCAUUGUCUUGAUUCUUCUUAGCCAAAUGCGGCUGUUUUUGCUCGAUAUCUUCGCUCAAACGUUGAAAUACACUCGCAUAAUUCUCGAUGUUGAUAGUUUUUCCUUUUAUAAGGUAGACAAUAAAAAUUAUCCCAUGCGUAUCCCAAAAAACGAACGCCAUGACCUUGCCUGCGCAUGGAAAGAUAUUUGCCUUUGGAGCCGGUUCUCCCUUUUCAUUCCAUUAUUUUGAUUGUUUUCUUGUAUCGGGUGUGAAGUGAAUGACCCACGUUUCAUCCAUAAUUAUAAAACGGCGCAAAAAUUUUGGUGAAACAUUACCAAACAUUCGAUGAAAACGAAACAUCUUCACGACGCUGUUUUUGUUCCAUUGUGUGCUAAUGCAUCUUGCGCACAGCUUACACAUGUCCAACUUUUAAGUUAACAUAACAUGUAUCGCACUUUUUGAAAUGCCUACUAUGUCUUCUAGAUCGCGCACUUCCAAUAAACGAUCAUCCAGUACCGCUUCGUGAAUUUCUGGAGUUGUCACCUCAUUUGGUCGACCACUGUGAUGCUGGUCUUCGCAGGUCGUACGUCCUCGUUCAAAGUGUGCUAACCAAUAUUUUACCGUUAAUAGCUAAAGAGCAGUCUCACCCAGAGUAGAAUCUAGCUCAGAUUUUAUCUUAGUUAAGGUCUUUCAAAUUAAAAUAUUGUAUCACAUAACGAUGAGCAAUGUUAACAAAUUCACUGAACACGUUCACUAUUGGUAGCUGCCAACAAAUACUAAACAACGUGGCAUCUUCAAACUCAACAUAUGUGCUGUAUAGAUUGUAUUGUUCAAAUACCGCCCCCUCUAGAUCAGGCCAGUACUUCUGGCACCAUCCUUGUACCUAUCAGUUUAUGGCGUCCAAAAUAUCUUGAGAUGUGGAGAAGAUUUGUCUGGUUUUUUAUCUGAAUUAAAGAGGUAAUAAAUAUAAUAAAUACGUCUUGAAAAUAUGUUGAGAAUCGAAAGUAUUUUUAGCACUUAAGUUCUAAGAGUUCGGCACCUGCAAGCAUACUGAAUCAAUCUGGAAAACUGAAUCCGACAGAUAUCCUUUAAUUAAUUAUAAAUGAAUAGGAAUAAAAAAACUAUUAUUUUUAUGCACAGUUCUUGGACUGAGUAGAGGAAAGGGGUCAAAAGAUCUUUCAGGUCUCAGUGAAUCGUCACCCUAUCAAGCAUACAAACAUUUGGUAAUGAGUGACUUUUCAGACCUAAAAAUUAUCCUUAAAGUUCUCCGUCUAUUGGGAUUUCAAAAUACUAUAUUCCGGAAAAGCAUAGGGCUAUUUUUUGAAUGAUUUGAAAGAAUUGAAAAUUCUCCGUAAGGAAUCGUAUGUAGAGUUUAAAAAAGAUUGUGUUGAAAAAUAAAGUAAUUGCAGCAAAUCGCCUGAUAUGAAGCCAAUUUUUGGAAUACUCAUCCUCACCUUGUAAAUAAAGGAAACCUAAUGGCGGACUUUGUCUUUUUGAAGCCAGUAUUCCCUAUUCGAAUUGCUGGAUGAGAAAUAUAGAAAGUUUUUUUGGAAAUGUUUCGAGGACACUUGGCACUGAUCUUGAUGGAAAAUGAUUAGUAAUUUCUUCUUCUUCAACGUAUUGUAGGCAUUAGGCCUGUAGUUUCCAGCUUGUCAUCCUUGAGAUGUUGAUGUCCAUGAAUCCAUCCAUCUUUUUGGAGGUCUUCCUAAAGGUCAUCGUAUCCCUGGUCAUUCUGUCCACGUGUUCAAGCUGUUCUACGUUUACAUCCCCAUCUGACUAUGUCUUCCACCUCACAUUCUUCUAAAAAGUAUGUUCUAUGAGCUACAAGCAUCGAAGUCUCAUGGCAUGAGUAAAACCUACAAUUUCUGUUUAUGUUCUUUACAUUGUACUUGUGGUUUUCAUUCACUAUAUGGUGUGAUCGCAUCUAAUAAAUUGUUCUUCGUUCUGCCCUCUAGUCGUUUGCUACAUGCCUGUUGGAAAAGAACUUUACUGGUAUGUCUCAGUGCUGCAAUUCUGCUUCUUUGUUCUUUUUUUAUAUAAAAAGCAAGCACAAGAGUAAUUCGAGUGAUGUCUGCCGUGAGGGAUGCCUGUGGAUAUUGAUCUUCCGUAGGCUGUACUCCACUUCUCCAAAUAUCACUUGGUGUUCAUAAGCCAUGUUUGCUUGUCAAAAACUGCUCUAGGUGGGAUUGUAUUGGACAACUCGGAAGAGCAUUUGCCGUAGUUUUAUCGGUAAAACAGAGUCAGGUUUGCCACCUUUCUUCUAUGCUUUUUUCUGUAUUGGGUCGAGCAUCCUCAGGGAAUGCUAAGGACGAGCUCAAAAUGUGCAAGCAAUAUUCAAAAUUCAAAAGAUGAACGAAUCUGAGACUUGUACAAGAUUAGGAGCUGUUGCAGAGUAUGUAGCUUUUUGUGAAGCUGCCUUGACUAAAUUGACCAGGUGAUUUAUAUUUAUUUAUAUCCAGACAGGACCAAAUCCAGCCGUCUUUGUAAAAACAGCAGCUUUGGUCUUUGCUGCAUUAAACUGAAUCAAAUUGCUUCCACCACUCUUAAAAAUGUUUUCUCUAUUAAUUAGUCUUCCUCAUGUUCCAUUUUACUUUAAAUAUUUUUUUCUUGAAUAUUCUAAGCCUUUUAUGUGAGUGGACAGAAAACCUACUGUCUGAAUGGUGGUUUAUUGAUUCAAUUAUAAUCAUCUCAGUCUUGCUAAUCUUUUCACGGCAAGUCGAGCCAGUAAAGCUUUCUCGGAGAGCUACUGUCCAUUUUAGUAGAUCUAGACGAAAGUUCCAUGAUGCUGAACAAUAAUUGUAAUACCGCAGACUUGAUCAAAUAUCUAAAAAACACUCAACCGUAUCAUAAAUUGUGAACAACUGACAUGUCGCUAAUAACCUUGCAGUUGAUGCGACAUUAAAUAAAUAAAUAAAUAAGAAUUAUAUUUUUAGUGUAAUGUGAUAAUAUGAAUUCUGUAAGUUCUAACAAUUGAUUUUUUUCAUGCUUCAGCUUAAAAGUCAACGAGCCAAUGAGCGGACAAGCGUUUUUCUCUGUCUGAGCUUUAUAUAUUAAGCGCUGUAUCGACUGCGUUUUCGUAUAUUGCCAAAUGCUCUAUUAACUUGAAUAUUUCUAUUUUUCAAACUUCAGUUUUUUUAGUUUAACCAUGUUUUGUGAAUGAAGAUAACACAAAAGUGAUAUGCGCGGAUCUGUAUGCCGGUUUAUCCACGUUUUUUAAUCAUUUCUUCACCCCCACUAUCGUUUUCUUGGCACUGAAUGCAAGAGUUACCUAAAACAAGUUUUAUCUUCACUAAAUUUACUUAGAGACUAAAGUGAACAAUUUGAGCUAAAUUUACUUCAUUCAAAAUGUCAGUUCAAAUGAUAUGUGUAGGGAUUUCGAUAAAGAAUAACGAUUGACAGAUCUGUCAUUUAUGAUUGAUUCUAUAGGAACAAAUGCUUAAAAUAUCCCAUGAGUGUCGUAUAAUAGUGUACAAUAAAUUUCUCUACUAUAUUUUUAUAUCAAAGCUUGUUUUACGAUUAUAUCUUGCACUGCUCAAUGCAGAGACUUCUUUGAAAGAAAAAUUCUGAAUAUUCCUUUCUUAUUUAUCUUUAAAUCCGAUUGCCUAAUUCGUAAGCAUCCUUCUCCAAUUUCAAAAAGAACGUUGAUCAACUCCACGUUCGGAAUAAGUCAAUGCUUAAUAUUAUACAAUGCAAAAAAAUGCACAAUCACUUGCCAAUUGAAAUCAAAUCGAUAUCACCUUUUCCUGCAUUUCGUAAUAAAUUGAGGGCAUAUUUACUAGAAAACGCCUUCUUCUCUGUAAAUUUUAUUUUAUUUGUACCUUUAUUUAGUUAUUGUUAUGUUUGUUUAUUAGUUUUUAUAAGCUUUUAUCUUCAAAUUGUAACAAUUUUUUGAGAAUAAAGCAUUUCUCUCUAUAUCUACUGAACUAUUGAGUAAAACUCAUACUUUUUUUUCACAAAUCUAGUAAAAGGUUUGAAACAUUUGAUAUCUGAGGUUAGUAUAUUUGAUUUUCUGAUAAAACAUAAUUGGAUACAUUCUGGAUGCAAUGUGGAUUUAUAGUUACAUUAAUAUCAACUGUUGUUUAGUAAACAUAUUCAAAAACUAAUGCAAAUGUAAUGAUGGAAUCCUGGAUAGAAUUAAAGCAUUAAUUUGAGGAAAACUGAACGAUUCCAAAUAUGAUUAACAAAAUUUUUCAUCAAUAAUCGUUUUAUAUAUCUGUAACUAUUUCCUGAGCAGAUGUACUGAUCUCAAAAUAGAUCUAAUCGGCUGUGAUCCUUCUAAAAAUUUAGUUGGAUCGACCACUUUACUAUUGUAAUAUAUUACUUAUAUGAUGUAUUUAAUAAAAUAUUAUUUGAAA